AAGGCAUUGAUAUACAUGGUUAAUGUAUAUUAAAAAAAUACUGUGCCCAUUUUUGUCUGAUCUGUGCCACCUUAUUACUGAGCAAAAGUCAAAACCCAUUAGACAAUAAUGUCUUCUCCACCUCAAAUUAAUUUAAACAUCCAACGACAAUAUAAUCAGGGAUUUAGCCAAAGAAAAUAUAUUAUGAAAAAACAUUGCAAUGUUCCAAUGAAGAAGGAACUGAGUGUAUAUAAAACACUUUGAUUGAAAAAAAAAGAUAAAUGAGAAAUGAAAACGAAAGAAUUCUGUUAUCUGUAUUUUUAGAUAAAUUAUGUAAUUUUUAAAUGGGUGUUUAGUAUUUGUUUGCCUAUUUUUUUUUUUACAAAUUUAUUGUAGGUUAGUAUUGUUAUUGUAAUAUUUUGUUAUUUUCUUACAUAGCUAAGUAAGUAUUAAUAACCACUUUAUCUGUGGUUGAUAACUAUUAAAAUGAGUACAGAUCCCCCUGUACCACCACCACUUCCAGCUGAUAAUGCCAUCACUCCUCUUAAAUUAUACCAAACACAAAAUUCACCGAAUGAUUCUAUUUGCCAAUGGACUACUGAGCUGGAGUUACGAGAAGUUUGUGCAAAAAAUAACAUUUGCCUUUACAAAGCUCCUCAUCAGUUCAAAUAUAAAAACUUUAAAGCUAUUACACAAGUAGGGCCGACUUGUGGCUUAGUAGCAUUAUCUAUGCUUUUAAAUGGAGAGGUUGGCCCUAAUGAGUUGCUGAAUAUAGUAAUAGCUGAAGGUUACAGCAAUAAUGGUGAGAUGUUUAGUUGUCAGAAUAUGGCACAACUUGUUGAAAAAGUAUUCAAUCUGGCUAAAAUAAAUAAUGCAAGUUUCCAAUUAAGACAUGGACUUUAUAGCAAAGAAAUAAUACUUGAAUUGUUGAAUGGUGCUACUUUGUUAGUUGCAUAUGAUGCAGAUUGCAAUCACUCACCCUGCCUCCGACAUGGACACACUGCACAUUGGGCAAUAGUGUGUGGGAUUAUAAUAAUUGAUGACCCUAAUGGAAAUUAUUUGUCUGAUCCUAACAAUAUUUACAUAUUUUGUAGGCAUGGGCAGUCAAAAUAUCUUGCCAUGUGGCGUUUAGCUGAUUUAGAUAGUAGUAAUAAAAAUUUAAAUGAGUUUAAUCCCAAGAAAAAAGAAGAUGGUUUGUUAUAUAUUUUACCCGAAGGUGGCAUGGGUGGAAAAAAUGGCUUAAAAGGCCAGUUUAUUAUGGUUAAAGGUCUUUGACAAUGUUGAUAUUUAUUAAAUAAGUUUAAAAUUGUUUUUAUACUUAAUUUUUACAACUUUAAAAAUGUCAAUGUUUUUAUGAAAUGUUAUAACUGAUGAAUUAAAUUU
Messenger RNA from Pieris brassicae (large cabbage white), 1362 nucleotides. Its product is annotated as UPF0692 protein CG33108. The record is from RefSeq and is a predicted model, not a curated record. The transcript has 2 exons. Lineage: Eukaryota; Metazoa; Arthropoda; Insecta; Lepidoptera; Pieridae. Bases 466 to 1254 code for a protein of 262 amino acids.